Emys orbicularis (European pond turtle) is the source of this 2193-nucleotide messenger RNA. RefSeq names its product disintegrin and metalloproteinase domain-containing protein 10-like. Gene Ontology annotation, cellular component: plasma membrane. Gene Ontology annotation, biological process: membrane protein ectodomain proteolysis; Notch signaling pathway. The coding region runs from base 1 to 2193 and encodes 730 amino acids. Lineage: Eukaryota; Metazoa; Chordata; Testudines; Emydidae. Gene Ontology annotation, molecular function: metalloendopeptidase activity. The record is from RefSeq and is a predicted model, not a curated record. The transcript has 16 exons.
AUGAUUGCUCCUCGGUGCUUUGCUAGUCUAGCUCUGUGCAGCCUGGUCAUUGCCCAAAGCGGCGGCUCAGUCAAUAGCGUUGAGUAUUUAAGGCCGUUUGUAAAGUACCAGGAGAAAGUGGCUUAUGACAGAGCAGCUUUAGAAAGGAUGCAUCAGCGGGCAAAAAGAGCCACAGAAGAGCAUGACAAAAUCAUCCAGCUAGAAUUCCAAGCCUAUCAGAGGACAUUCAAGCUGAGGUUAAGCAGGGACACAAGUGCUUUCGCCAGAGACUUUGAGAUAACCGGCAAGGCCACCUCAGAGCCUGCAGAUGUUUCUUUCAUUUACUCUGGUGUCUUGCAAGAUGAGCCUGGAUCUUUCUGCCAUGGUGCCAUCAUCAAUGGCCUUUUCGAAGGGUUUAUCAGAACCAAGAAUGGCACCUACUACAUGGAGGCUCCUGGCGCAUCCGCCAGCAAUGCGACGUCGCCAGGCCAUGCUCUCAUCCACCAUGAGAGCGACAUUGAUUAUUCCAUUUUAGAAGAUCCAGACUCUGCUCCUUUGACUAGGAGAACACAUCAGGUCUUGCGGAAUUUCCAGCAAGAGCUAAAAUUAAAGGGAGAAACCUUGGAGAGGCAGAGAAGGAGUCUAGAUUACUCUAGGACGUCCUGCUUGCUGUACCUUCAAGCCGACUACUUGUUCUACCAAAGAUUUGGCACUAUAGAAGCAGUGAUUGCUCAGAUUGCUAGCUACAUAAAAGCUGUGAAUGCAAUUUACGAAGGUGCAAAUUUUGACGGUAUCAGGCACAUCGACUUCAAAGUGAAAACCUUCAAUAUAAUCCAGGAGAACCAUCCUUCUGGCUCUAUGGAGUCACCUUUCAUCGGCCCAGAAAUGCUGCUGAUGCUGCACUCCAGUUCCAACUGGAAUAGCUAUUGUCUCUCCUACCUCCUUACUGACAGGGAUUACAGCGGAGUUCUUGGGAUUGCUUUUAAUGGACAAGCUGGCGACUUGGGGGGGAUAUGUUCCAAGCACAGGAAAUUCCGGGACAAGGAGGUGUCUCUGAACACUGGCUUGAUCACGCUGCAGAAAUAUGGCCAAUAUUUGCCUCCUAGGAUUCUCCAUAUCACUCUGGCCCAUGAACUUGGCCACAGCCUGGGAGCUCCGCAUGAUGAAAGUGAGGAAUGCGCCCAUUUCAGCUUCGACACCACUCAUGGGAACUACCUGAUGUUCAGCUACGCCACAGACGGAUGGCAGUACAACAACGACAAAUUCUCCCCGUGCAGCAUUGAAUACAUCGGGAACAUCCUAAGAGCCAAGAAGGACAGGUGCUUUGUUGAAACUGACCGCCCCAUCUGUGGGAAUCAAAUUGUAGAUCCAGGGGAGGAAUGCGACGUGGGCAACAAUGACUCUGACCCUUGCUGCUAUGCUGCCAAGGAGCCAAACGGCAUCCGGUGUAGGCUGAAGCCAGGAGUGCAGUGCAGCUCAAGCCAGGGCCUGUGCUGCAGCCAUGAAUGUGUCUAUAAACUCCAAGGGGAGCUCUGCCACGAGGAGACGGAUUGCACCUUUGAGAGCACCUGCUCUGGGCGAACAGCUGAAUGCGCCGCUCCCCUUCCCAAAGCCAAUUACACUCUCUGCAGCAUGGGGACACGGAUCUGCUUAAAUGGGCUCUGCCUCGGAUCCCUCUGCGUCAAGCACGGCCUGGAGCAAUGCGACUGCGUUAGCACGUCCAGGCGGGAGAAAUGCCACCUCUGCUGCCAGCAGCCAGGCCAAGUGCACACAUGUGCCAGUACAGCCUCUGCUCUGCUGGAGCGUUACUUCAACGGCACACACAUCCCGCUGACCCCCGGCACGCCCUGCAGGGACAGGAUGGGCUACUGCGAUAAGUUUCACGUCUGUCGGCUCGUGGACGAAGACGGACCCAUAGCCAGGGUGAAGAACUCCAUCUUGGAUUUCAUCGAGCUGGAGGAUACAUCAGCCUGGAUGAAGACACACUGGUGGGCUGUGCUCUUGAUGAUCCUGACUUUGGCAGCUGUGAUGGCCGGCACCGUCUUCCUCUUCGGAAGGACGCUCGACAGCGAAAAAGAAGAGAAAAGCGUGAAGUGCACGGUCAAGAAGAACUCACUCAGCCAGCAACCUGAGAAAAGGCGAACAUUAAUAUACUGGGAACACGAGGAGCUCUACGUUGAAACAACACACCAGGAGUACGAGACCAUAAUAUAG